AACUCAGGACGUCAAAUGGGAAGGGCCUCUAGAUCAGCCCAUUCCAGCUCCUCCCCUAAUUCCAAGUAGAGAAACUGAGGCCUGAGUAGGGAAGGGAGGGGGGAAAAUCUGUUAAGGACCAGUCUCAAUCUGUCCCUUUCUCCCUCCCUGCUCUCCCUGCUUUGGUGUCCUUGGGAGGUCUGAAGUCGGAUCGCCCAGAGGGGGCCUCCCACCCCUACUCCCACCCCAACCCCACCACCCCCACCAGCACCCCAGCAGAGAUGGCGCAGGUGGCGCCCCAGGAACCUGACACCCACGAUGAAUAAAUGAUGCGGGCUCAAACGCUGGUGACCAGAACUCACCGCCGCCGCCGCCACCACCAUCACCAGUCGCCCGUGGCCAGGAGCCAUCACCUGGCAGCCCUGUUCAUCAACCCCUCGGCCCCCGCGACCCGCAGCCAGGCCCGCGGCGCUGGGCGGACAUGGCUGGAUGGCGGCGAGGCGUGGGGCGGCUCUGGGCUCUGGGCGGCGCCGUGCUGGGGGCUUGCCUGGCCCGGGUCGCAGCGCAGCUGGUGGAGCCCAGCACCGCCCCGCCCAAGCCCAAGCCGCCCCCUCUGACCAAGGAGACGGUGGUGUUCUGGGAUAUGCGCCUGUGGCACGUGGUGGGCAUCUUUUCACUCUUCGUGCUGUGCAUCAUUAUCAUUCUGUGCUGUGUCUUCAACUGCCGUGUGCCACGGACACGGAAAGAGAUCGAGGCUCGGUACCUACAGCGAAAGGCUGCCAAGAUGUACACGGACAAGCUGGAGACUGUGCCUCCCCUUAAUGAGCUCACAGAAAUCCCUGGAGAGGACAAGAAGAAGAAGAAGAAGAAGAAGGAGAGCGUGGACACAGUGGCCAUCAAGGUAGAAGAGGAUGAGAAGAAUGAAGCAAAGAAGAAGAAAGGAGAGAAAUGAGGAAAGAGGUGGCACAUGGGGUGGGCAGGCCCUGAAGCCCAAGCUCAGCCCAGGAUCCAGGCAUCAGAACUCCGUGUUCAUACAUGGACCACAGAGGCUGUGGUCAGAGGCAAUGCCAAGGUCAUGGCCCUUUCCUCAUGGCCCCAAAUCGGCACUGACAAGACUUCCCAGGUAUCCGGGCUUCUCAGGCUGGACUCUGACAUCAUCCAUACAGGCACUUUCCUCGGGCCACUGUCCCUCUGCAGAUGCAGAGUGGCCUUAAACUCCUCUCUCCUGUCUCACUCUUUCUACAGAGGUAGAGGUGGCUAUGAAGGAAUCAGGGAUGGGAGGUGUCAGAUGUCAGGACUGAAUGGGUUGAGUGUGAGCCCAUGAACUUGGAGAGGGGGCUAAUGGGGGAACUUACAAAAUGAGAGAUUCUCUGACAUAGCCAGACAGCAGCCCUAGUGGCAAGGAGAUUGCCCCAAAGCUUGGCAGGUGGGGCCCCAGAAGCAGGAGAGUCUCUGACCCAGCAAAUGACAAACUCUAAAAACAAGAUCACAGUGUGAUGGGGCUGGGGCUGCUGGGAAGCUGAUGGGAGACUGGUGAGAGGCCCAGGGGCUAGAGGCUUCCAGCUCAGGGACGGGGGCUUGCAAGAUACAGAGAACUGAAGCCAGUGGGUCGAGGGAGCAGGCCUGGGCCUCCACAAGGGAAUCAAGAGAUACUUUAGAAGCCAAGGGGCACCUCAGGCUGUUGUGGUGGUCUUUUCUAUGGUUGGGGCUCUAGGGGCAAGAGACACAGUCAGCUUUCCACCUGCUAAUAUAGCAGCAUACAACAUCUGUCGUGUCCCCUACUCAAAGAAGCAUCUCUUCCCAGAAGACAAGGACUCAAAUGUCACUGGGUUGGGGGAGACCUGACUCUGUAGGGAAAAGGAACGCAGAGGGGAUCCCAACAUCAGACUCAGGUUCUCAGACCAGAGUUGUGGAUGGAGAAGACAGCUGGAAAAACAGCCUGUGGAGAUCCGUAAAUAAAGCUGAGUGCCUCCUCAGUUCCUGGAUAUAAAA
Molecule: messenger RNA, 1971 nt
Organism: Nannospalax galili (Upper Galilee mountains blind mole rat)
Lineage: Eukaryota; Metazoa; Chordata; Mammalia; Rodentia; Spalacidae
Gene: Tmie
Product: transmembrane inner ear
Exons: 4
Coding region: 461-931 (156 amino acids)
Source: RefSeq, a predicted model, not a curated record